GGGCAGCCCCACGGUGUGGCCACGGCCCGGGGAGCGGGGCCAGCCGGAGAACAGCACCGAGUGCCGGAGCGGUUACGUGCGGCACAACAGCUCCUGCCGCUCUGUCUGCGACCUCGUCCCCAGCUACUGUCACAAUGGCGGCCCGGGCUACCCGGUGGAGAGCCAUGGAGCCUUCUGCCGGUGCAACACGCAGGACUACACGUGGCACAAGGGCACGCGUUGCGAGGCCAUUGUCACUGACUUCCAAGUGAUGUGUGUGGCCGUGGGCUCAGCUGCCCUUGUGGUGCUGCUGCUCUUCAUGCUCACCGUCUUCUUCGCCAAGAAGCUCUACCUGCUCAAGACGGAGAACAGCAAACUGCGCAAGACCAAAUACCGCACCCCGUCUGAGCUGCACAAUGACAACUUCUCCCUCUCCACCAUCGCCGAGGGCUCCCACCCAAACGAUGAUCCCAGUGCUCCCCACAAGCUGCAGGACUCCCUGAAGUCCUGCCUGAAGGACGAGGAGCCAUUUAACAUCAAAAAAGACCCAUUAAACAUCCACAUCUCAACGUCGCCCAAGCACGACGGCAGCAGCGGCAAAGGGGAGCAGGACAGCAGCGAGCUCAACUGUCUGCAGAACAACUUGACGUGA
Nestor notabilis (Kea) is the source of this 631-nucleotide messenger RNA. It is a transcript of the gene CSPG5, whose product is annotated as chondroitin sulfate proteoglycan 5 (neuroglycan C). Gene Ontology annotation, biological process: nervous system development. The record is from RefSeq and is a predicted model, not a curated record. Lineage: Eukaryota; Metazoa; Chordata; Aves; Psittaciformes; Psittacidae.